AUCAAAUCCUUAUAUGAAACAGUAUACAAACUCUCUAAAUGUUGAUACUAAGGAUGGGCUGGGUCUGUUGCUUCAUGAACAUGGACAAAAACAAGUGGAGGUUAAGGCUUAGAAUUUGCAAGAAUUGAUUCUGGAGGGAAGUUGAUCCAUGUCGAAGCCGAAAACUACUACUCCGCCAUGACUACUCGCAACCAAGAUUCGGUACAAGACGAGAAACACAUUUUCCGCAGCCAACUUCCUGAGGUCCAAGUGCCUUGUGAUAUCACACUGCCUGAGUUUGUACUACAGAAUGCUGAAUCAUAUGCCGAAAAUGUGGCAUUCGUGGAAGCCAUGAGCGGAAAGGCAUACACUUACCGUGAAGUCUUAAGAGACACAAAUAGAUUUUCCAAGGCCUUGCACUCUCUGAGGUUGAAGAAAGGGCAUGUGGUUCUUGUUGUUCUACCUAAUGUUGCAGAAUACGCGAUUGUUGCUUUAGGGAUAAUGACUGCUGGAGGUGUUUUUUCGGGAGUGAAUCCGGCAGCUCACAUAUCAGAAAUCAAAAAGCAAGUGGAGGUAGCAGAAGCCAAACUUGUUGUCACAAAUGCCGCAAACUUCGAAAAGGUGAGGGAAUUAAAGCUACCAGUCAUCUUAUUAGAGGAAGAACUAAUGGAAGGUGCCAUGAAUUGGCACAAACUUCUUGAAGCUGCAGAUCGUGCAGGCAACAAUUUUGUUAAAGAAGAGAUUAAGCAAACUGAUCUAUGUGCCCUUCCUUUCUCAUCAGGAACCACAGGAGUUUCCAAAGGUGUUAUGUUAACUCACCGAAAUCUCGUAGCUAAUAUGUGUUCGACUCUCUCCGGUGUCCCGCAAGAAAUGGAGGGCAAGGUCACGACACUAGGCCUUAUUCCGUUCUUCCAUAUUUAUGGGAUCACUGGCAUAUGUUGUUCUACACUUAGAAACAAGGGAAAAGUUGUGGUGAUGGGAAGAUUUGAUCUCAGGACUUUCAUUAAUGCUCUCAUAACACAUGAGAUCACAUUUGCUCCAAUUGUUCCUCCUAUUAUCCUGGCUUUGGUUAAGAAUCCCAUUGUGGAAGAAUUUGAUCUUAGCAGUCUCAAACUUCAGGCUAUUAUGACUGCAGCUGCUCCACUCGCACCUGAACUUCAAACUGCCUUCGAGAGAAAGUUCCCUGGCGUGGACGUUCAAGAGGCAUAUGGACUUACUGAGCACUGCUGCAUCACUCUUAACUAUGGAAAUAUAGGGAAAGAGAAUCUCAGUGCAAAGAAAAACACAGUUGGCCGUAUUCUUCCUAAUCUAGAAGUCAAAUUCAUAGACCCGGACACUGGAAGGUCUCUGCCGAAGAACACGCCGGGUGAAAUCUGUGUAAGAAGCCAAUGUGUGAUGCAAGGCUACUACAAAAACGAAGAGGAGACUUCAAGGACGAUCGAUAGCAAAGGCUGGAUGCAUACUGGGGAUAUUGGAUACAUCGAUGACGAUGGCGACGUGUUUAUUGUGGAUCGUAUCAAGGAAUUGAUCAAGUACAAAGGCUUUCAAGUUGCUCCAGCUGAGUUAGAGGCAAUCCUUCUAACUCAUCCCUCCAUUGAAGAUGCAGCUGUGGUGCCGCUGCCAGAUGAAGAAGCUGGUGAGAUCCCAGCAGCAAGCGUUGUGAUGGCUCCGAACUCAAACGAAACCGAAGAAGAAAUAAUCAAACACGUUGCCUCAAAUGUUGCACAUUAUAAGAAAGUUAGACUCGUUCAUUUUGUAGACACCAUCCCGAAGUCGCCUUCUGGGAAAGUUAUGAGAAGGUUGAUCAAAGAGAAGAUGAUCGAAAAGAUUCGAGCUGAUGAAUCCGCUAGAAUUGUCUUCUAACCUUUUUUAGUUGACUGAGAGAUGUUCGAAUUAAACUUGUCAUGUCUAUAUUUUACAAGAUUUAGAAGAUGCUAUCUUAAUAUCAAGUCUACUUGAUC
Molecule: messenger RNA, 1940 nt
Organism: Cucumis melo (muskmelon)
Lineage: Eukaryota; Viridiplantae; Streptophyta; Magnoliopsida; Cucurbitales; Cucurbitaceae
Product: 4-coumarate--CoA ligase-like 1
Exons: 7
Coding region: 178-1842 (554 amino acids)
Biological process (GO): fatty-acyl-CoA biosynthetic process
Molecular function (GO): long-chain fatty acid-CoA ligase activity
Source: RefSeq, a predicted model, not a curated record